Messenger RNA from Stegastes partitus (bicolor damselfish), 1624 nucleotides. RefSeq names its product BTB (POZ) domain containing 17b (gene btbd17b). Gene Ontology annotation, molecular function: protein binding. The record is from RefSeq and is a predicted model, not a curated record. The transcript is spliced from 5 exons. The coding region runs from base 1 to 1590 and encodes 529 amino acids. NCBI's taxonomy places the organism in Eukaryota, Metazoa, Chordata, Actinopteri, Pomacentridae.
AUGUUAAUUUACAUGCCAGCGUCCUACAUAAAGAGUCCAGGACAGGGAGCCGGGCAGCACACGGGGCAACACACCUUUCUGCACGCAUACGACAAAGGCACCAGCAGCAAGAAGAAGGGUCAGGAGAAGAGUGAUAUGGUACGCUCAUGUGAACAAGAGAUUCCUGCCUGGGUCUAUGUGGGCACCCUGCUCUUCUUCAUCCACUUCCACUCUGUCACAGUUAGCGGAGCUGCCCUGAAGCCAGAGGCAGCAACAGACAAUGUUGCGACGGUGCUCAACCACUCCAUGAGUUUGGUGAAUCGUAUGGAGACGCUGCUAACAAUGGGUAACGGCAGCGAUGUGACUCUCCGGGUGCAGACCAUCAACACAGACGAGGUGAAGGUGAUCCAGGCCCACAGCUUGGUUCUCACCCUGCAGAGUGACGUGUUUGAGGAACUGCUGCUCACCCGCAACAGCAGCGCUUUGGUUUUGAGGGAGACGCCCGAGUGUGCAGCUGUCUUCGACAAGUUUGUCAGGUAUCUGUACUGUGGUGAUAUCUCAGUGCGGCUAGAUCAGGCUAUUUCUCUGCAUAAGCUGGCCAGCAAGUAUCAUGUGUGGGGCUUGCAGCAGGGUUUGACCCAGUAUAUGACUCAACAUCUCUCCAGUGAUUCACCUACAGGCCAUGUAGUUGGUUGGUACAACUAUGCACUACAAAUUGGAGACAUGACCCUUCGGGACAGCUGUCUGCAGUACCUGUCCUGGAACCUGUCUUCGGUGCUGCAGAGCGGAGAAUGGGGCUCUAUCAGUGAAGACCUGCUCCUCUCCUUGCUCCAGCGCUCUGACCUCAUUCUGCAAAGUGAGCUGGAGCUCUACGAGGCACUGGAGGGCUGGAUUAGCCAGAACCAGCCUGUCAGUACGACGGUGGAGAGCGCCCUCAGGGCUGUUCGAUACGGCAUGAUCCCCCCUCAGCACCUCUUCCGUCUUCAGAAGCAAUCAGCCCUGAUGCAGAAGUAUUACGAGACGAUCCGUGAUCUUCUCUAUCUGGCUUUCCAAUUCCACUCUGCCUCACCUAUACAACUGGCCAAGUACUUUGAUGUCAACUGCAGCAUUUUCACUCCCCGUAACUACCUGUCCUCCUCCUGGGGUUCCCCUUGGGUCAUCAAUAACCCCACCCGUGAUGACCGCAGUUUCAGCUUCCAGACCCAGCUUGGGCCCAGCGGUCAUGACUCCAGUAAGAGAGUGACCUGGAACGCCCUGUUCUCCCCUCGCUGGCUCCCCCUCAGCGCCAGGUCCACCUACACUGAACUGGGUGCCAUGCAGCCCACCCGCACAGAGGGAGGCCGACCUCGCAUUAUUGUUACACCGGCCACUUCCAGCCCAGACUUUGCUGGUGUGAGUUUCCAGAAGACGGUAAUUGUGAUGGCAAGACAGCAAGGAAAAGUGGUGGUUCGCCAUGUCUACAACUUCCACCAAAGUACAGAGGAAGCCGGGGAUUUCCUGGUGGAUGCCGACCUGCAGCGCCGUGCAUCAGAAUAUCUAAUUGACAGCUCCCUCUAUCUGCACAUUGUAAUAAAACCUCUCUACCAUACCCUCCUUGUUGCCAGGAAGUAAAAGCAGGAAUUUGCUGUGGCCUCACCAUCGGUUA